GAGCCGCUCCGCGAGUUGUCCCUUCGUCGGUCCAGGAUCAGGAUCCCGUCGCGAGCGCGGAUCGGGGAUUCAGGAUCAUUUUGCCGUCGAUUUCGCGGGAGGAUCCGCGGCCGCCCGCGCCUUCGCGACGUGAAAACGGAAGCGAGGAAGUCGCGUGUCUCCUCCGCGGCCGAGAGGAUCACGAUCACGAACAUUGUGUGUGUUUACAUCUCGUGAGAGACGUGGAUUCCCCGAGAGAUGCCAGGAUUCCUCGACGUUCCUGUGUGACGCGCGGAAUAGAGAAAUAUCAGUUGGAUCCUCGUGGGGCGAGAAUCACGCCUCGCUCGCGAUCCCGAAACGACCGGUGAUGAUCAAUGAUCGCACGUCAGUAUCUCUGUGACGUAUCCCUCGCAUUUCGCGGCUAGAUACCGUGGCUCUUCGUGUUCUGCGUCUGAUCGUGAUGUCAAUGUUCCGCGCGUUGAUAAUGGCCCCCGGUGUGUUUCGACGAUGCUAUCGCGCGUGAUCCACGGCGAUUAAUUCAUCGCCGUCUGGCUUUCGUUGGCCCCGCGUGUCAUCUCCCAAUGAUCACUGACAUUUCGCAGAUGCGUCAAGCGCGAGCGUAACGGCCGCUCACGCGUGCGACACCCACGAUCUUAAUCCGACGUUCAUGUCGAGCGCAACGUCAUUUUUGUACGAGUAGCGUGUGAUCGCUGACGUUCCGCGAGUGCGUCAGCCACGGGCUUGAUAGUUGACUUUAAUUAGGUCCGAAGUGACGCGCGAGCCUCGCGGAAUGCAAGUAAUUCGACGACCGACGGCGAUCCUCGAAUCGCAGACGGCCACUCGCGAGUGCCGCGAGUGCGAGUCUCACGUCGCGCGAUGAUGCGCACGCUAAGAUCGCCGCUAAGGUCGCGCAAGAUUCGCACCGCGAAUGACGUUCGACGAGAGAGUUUCGUCGUUGUCGCGCGGAAUGAGAGCGACGGCUGGUACCUCGAGCGAUGAUCGUGCUCCAUGAGGACCCGCUACGCGACAACUGACUGAGUGUUUUGGCAGCUUCUCUCGUCACCAGGGACCAUGGCGAAUGUCGAUCGGCCGCGCAGCAGCUUUCACGCGAAAACCGGUGGAUGCAAAAUCCAUUCCUCUCCAGGUGACCAAUCGACCACGCGCAUACACACGUGAGGAGAACGUCGAUCGCUGCUGCUGACCGAUUUCUCUCUCCCCUUUUCUCUCUUUCUGUCUCUCUCGACCGUAAUGAGACCGAGCGGGUGAGAGGAGGCGUACAAGAGGAAUAAUCGUGGAACAAGACAACGGUGCGAGGCGGGAACGAGAUGGGGUCCCUGCCGAAUCUUCACGAGCUGUCCAAGGACAAGCUGGAGAGCCCGGUGUACAAACCGGCGCCGAUCGGCAGUCUUGGUCCAGUGCGAUUGCCGGCGCAGCCUCCGCCACUAGCGCACACGCACAGACGCGCGAGAAGCAGCGGGCAUCAUCACUCUACCCUGUGCGACAACGAUACCAUGUUGGAGCACAUGGCGGCGUAUUCGCCGAUCUCCUGCCGGUCAACGCGCACUUCGGCUCUCUCGUGGCGACGUCGCGAUUCAAUGAACUCGUCAGCUGGUGCGUCGUCGGUGCGCCGGUUGAUCGCGGCAGUCCGUGCGGCCCCAUCCGGGCCCCGUCCGCCGCGUAGGGCCGUGAUGCGUCAUUGCGCGGCCCUACUGCUCGGCCACGCGUGCUGCUCGGCCGCCACGCUGCCCAUCUUCCCGCUGCAGGCGGGCUUGGGCGCCUUCGAGCCUCACCUGGGCCCGGUACUCUUGGCCCAGCUCUACAUGAUGGCCGCGAUCACCAGCUGCUUCGCACCUAUCGUCGUGCAACGGCUCGGCACGAAUCUCACCAUCACCGCGAGCCACUUGGUCACCGCUAUCUUCGUCGGCUUACAUCUGUAUCCCAAGUGGUACAUACUCGCACCCAGCUAUGCGAUGCUGGGUUGCUGUGCCAGUCCAAGCUUCUUGGCGAGGACAUCGCACGUCAACGUGUCUGCGACCAGCCUCGCGCUGGUCUGCGUCGAUCCCGAGGACCCGGAUGAGACGCGACGCGAGUGCCUGCUGAGGAGGCUGAACCGGUGUAUUAAAUUGGCCGAAGACAUGGGCCUCGCAUUUGGUUGCUUCAUUGCCGCGAUUCUCAUUCAUUUAACGAGCUUGGUACCAGCUAGCGUAAUGAGCAGCGACAUAGGGGACAUUUGCGGUGCCGCAUACUGCUCGGAGGAGACGUACUUCUACAACGAAUCGCUCUAUCUGCCGACGAUCGCACCAGGCACGUCGAGGGUGAUCGUCAGCAUCUGGCUCGGUCUGGCCAUGCUCGGUUUAGGCAUAUCCUGUGCGUUCUUGGACUCCAGGAUGCAGGAACCUCAAGCGAACCACGAUCGCACCACCGUCAAAGACAUCCUCAAAUCUAUAAAAUCCGCGUUUCAGGACCCGAAGCUUCAACUCGCUGCGCCGCUCACGCUCUUCAUUGGGUUGGAGCAGGGCUUCAUCUACGCCGAUUUUACAGAGGCGUACGUGGUGUGCACCUUAGGCGGCGCCGGCACCGUGACCUUAAGCUUCCUCAGUUUGGCUCUGCUGCAAGCUAUCGCUGCCGUGACGCUCUCAAUGCUGCUGAGGCACAUUAAAAGGUACAUUGUCGUGGUCGUGGGCUUGGCCUUCCAUGGCUGUCUCCUGCUCGUUCUGGUCACCUGGAGGCCGACGGGAGACGACCCGGCUCUUUUCCACGUUAUAUCAGCUGCUUGGGGUGUUUGUAAUUCCAUUUGGGAGACUCUGAUACGCACGUUGGUGAUGGCUUUGUAUCCAAAUGCGUGGCAGGAGCCGCUCUCGACAUCGCUCUUCUGGCGCUGGCUUGGGCUGACCCUCGCGCUCAGCUUGCACGGCGCGGUGUGCACCCGUUACCGCGUGCUGGGCUUGGCCGCGACUAUGCUGCUAGCGGUGGUGCCGUAUCUGUGGCUGGAGCGCCGUUUGGCGCGCCGUGGCAAGACCUUAGCGCCCUUAUGACCGGGCGAUUCGACCGCGAGCGAGCGCGGAUCCAGCAGCGUCGAGACAGCGACAGAUGCGAGACACCGGGGUGACUGAGAGCGAGCCGUUCCAUCCGGCGCGAGGCUGUCGACCGGAUCGACGGGAGGCGGAAGACGCGGUAGCCGCAGGAGCAGCGGCCUGAUGACGCAGCUGCAGGAGCAGCAGCCGCCGGUCGCGCCGCCGAUCAAGGUGAAGACGCGACGCAGAGCGAACAGCGUCGCGUUUGCCUGCCGCACCGAUUACGGUCUGCCCGACGACGACGACGACAGCGUGCCAAAACCGCUGUUCCUCGUGCCGGAGCCUGCGGAGCGCCGCAGAAGCGCCGCUGAAGCCGCCGAGGGAGCGAAGGAGCGCGACCGUGCCACCACCGUCUUCACGCUUUCGUGAAGAGGAUGCCUUCUACCAUGAUUUCCAGAUGUCGUCGUGCCGAUGUUGGUGGAUGAUGAACCACGUUGAUGCGGUAGCUGCAAGAGCUCGGCUCCACGCGGUGCGGAUGGAGCCACAUCCCUCGCAAAAGCGUGGACCAUGUUCUUACAGUUGAGAAAACUGCAAAGAUGCGCAAAGAUAUCCAGGGCAUCUUAUCUUACGCGAGCACCAAGUAUUGCAGUUAUCGCAUUGCGCUAUUUAGCACUCGACUCGGGAGAGAGUAGUCCCUGUCUCUCUUACUCUCUCUCCGUUGCGAAUUUGGAGCGAGGACGACGACGAUCGAUAGGUGCUUUAAAGCUCUUUCUCUCUCCAGGCGCGUUUAAGCCGCGAUUAAUGAGGAUAGCUCUUCUCAAAGCUGGAUGGAACGGCUGUGUAUACAUAACGGACACACGCUACAUACAUAUACAUGUGUGUAUAUAUAUAUAUAUAUAUAUAUAUAUAUGCAUACACACAUACACUUUCCCGCUAUGGUGCGAUCGAUGCACACGACUGAAUAGCGGGAAAAUGACAUACAUGCAUACAUACAUACAUACAUACAUACGUACGUACGUACGUGAAUCUACGUAUAUCGUACUCUGCUAUCAAGCGUACCGUUUUAUAUCAUUCGGACGAAUCGUUGUUUGACGUAACGAAACGUCGAAAUGUACCUGAUGUCUUUCAAGCCAAGUUACACAAAGUAUAAACGAAUCGCACUCUGCGCGAGACACCCGAUAUAUAUAUAUAUGUAUAUAUGUGUGUGUGUGUAUAUAUAUAUAUAUAUAUAUACACACCCCUCUAUCUAUCGUAGCUGCUCAUUUACGCGUCUUAAGGAGCGCAUCGAUUUUUUGAGCGAACGACUCUUGUCAUUUUAUAUACCGGCCGCACUCGAAAUAGCGCGCGCGCGCGAUCCGGACUUGCAGGAGUCCCGAUCUCGCCGAGCGACGCCAAAGCCGAAGGCAAAUCGAGAGAAUAAUAGGAUGAAUCCUAGCGACGAUAAUUCUAAGCGUUGUUAACAAUUUAAAUAUCACGACAAUUCAGGUGAAAUUUUUUAUGAGAUAAUACUUUGACGAUGAAAGUCGCGCACGACGAGGGAGAAUCGUCCCUCCUUCGUAGAACGGCGGGAGGGCAACCUUCGGUAAUUUUUUCCGCAGGAAGGAAAAUGAGGGUGCACGAGGUUCGCGUGCGCGAUUCCCCCCGAUGGAGGAGUCGCGAAGCGAUGCCCGCUUAGAAAUUUUCCCCGAUGGUGAUGAUCGUCCCCCGAUCGACUUGGACUUAAUUCACAUUUGUUUUGUUACGGACCUUAGGCUAAGCAAGCGAAUUGUAAUCGCACAUAAUGUUAAGGGAGAUUAAUAAGUGUUAUCUCGUUUAAUGUUACAAAUGUAGGGCGGAUUGAACGAUGAAUCAGAAUUCGAGGCAACAUAUCACUGACAUGCGACAUCAUCCGACAGGAAAGGAGCCUGGUUUCCCACCUGGUUUUCAUCGAUGAGAGUGCACUGACAGGGAUCACUUUGUUGCGUAAAGGAAUCGGAAAUACACGUGCAUUUCCGGGACGAAGAUGCUCUUUCGUCAGUGCAAUCUUAUCUCUUUUUACGUACAGUUCUUUAAACGCCUCAUAUACAUGUUUUCCAAUGUUCGGGUUAAUCGUAUUGUACCCGGUCGAGACAAAGGAUCGCAGGACGACGAUAGGGUAGCUAAAAAACUUGCGUGUCAUACGGUUAAAGGGAAAGAAAAAUCUCUGUUGGGACACAGAAACGCUCGCAAGCCGACGUGUACUUACUCAGCAAUAAACCUGCUCACCUCCGGCUCUCGUCGAGGAGCCAGUCUUUGAAUACGACCGACGGCCGACGAAGCCAAAGAAAGGGAGCGAAAAACGUUUUAUGUCCUAGAAGCGCGGAAUGAGAAAUAUAUUGUCAGUGACGUUGAGGAAAGGCAUAUAUUAUAUCUGUAUUUCACGAAAUAAUAAAUAUUAUCUUAUUUUA
Ooceraea biroi (clonal raider ant) is the source of this 5419-nucleotide messenger RNA. RefSeq names its product UNC93-like protein. The record is from RefSeq and is a predicted model, not a curated record. Lineage: Eukaryota; Metazoa; Arthropoda; Insecta; Hymenoptera; Formicidae. Gene Ontology annotation, cellular component: striated muscle dense body; plasma membrane. Gene Ontology annotation, molecular function: potassium channel regulator activity. Gene Ontology annotation, biological process: regulation of muscle contraction; regulation of potassium ion transport.